GGAGAGGAGGGAGAGACAGCAGCGUUGUUUUAAUGUCGUUCCACUGUGAAGACGGACAGGUGAGGCUCACACCUGGAUGCAGCACCACGCCUGAAGCCUGAAGCGUGAAGCCAUGAAUUUUACAGCCGAGCAACAUCUUGUCAUUUUUCUGCUGCUACACAUGGAUAAGGACAAAACCCGGCAUCUAUAGACCGGGGAACAUCAACAUGCUAGAAAGCUGCUUCGUCAGGGGUGAAGAAAGGCAGGAAAUGCUGAAUGAUGGGAAACCGGCGGACGGCAGAAGAUGUCGGUGGUCGAAGCGCCACUGCAUCUUCGUUGUUCUGGUGUUUGUUGCAGUUUUCUUUUUCUACACCACAAACAUAAAUACAAUGGCGCCUGACUGGAACCCUAAAGCGUGGAUGCAAAAUUCCUCGAAGUGGUGGAGUAGAUUUAAAGGUGAAGGUGAAGUCUCACAGAUCAGGACCGAUACCAUCAGCACUAGCAGAUCUACAGAUGAGCCGGUUCAUGCUGCUACUGCCAACUUAUCUGUGUUCCAUCAAACUAAUAACAUCACAUCAGCACAGGAGGCAAACACGACCGCACAAAGCCUCAUCACUGCUGCUCCAGUGGUGGAAGUGCAGCCGAUAGCGGUUCCUUACGUUUCCCCUGGACCCUACGUGGUGGAGUACCCUUACAAGUACCACUUCACCAUAAAUGAGCCUCAGAAGUGCGAGCAGGAGAAGCCGUUCGUGGUACUCAUGGUUCCCGUGGCGCCUCACAACCGGCAGCACCGAGACGACAUCCGGAGCACGUGGGGAAGCGAGAGCUCGGUAUUGGACCGAGCAGUGAGGCUGUUUUUUAUUUUGGGGCUGACGGCCGGAGACGGAGCCGAGCAGAUCCGGGAUCAGUUGCUGCAGGAGAGCAACGAGCAUCACGACCUGAUCCAGGCCGACUUCCUCGACUGCUACAAGAACCUCACCAUCAAGACCAUGGUGAUGCUGGAGUGGCUGAACGCUCACUGCUCGGGCGCCUCGUAUGCCAUGAAGAUCGACUCGGACAUGUUUCUAAAUGUGCCCAAGCUGGUCGAAAUGCUGCUGAACGCUCCGAAGACCAACUACAUGACCGGACUGGUGGCGGCAGGAGGUCAAGUCCUGCGAGACCCAGCGUCCAAGUGGUUCCUCCCUGUGGAGCUUUACCCUCACGCCCAGUACCCUCGCUAUGCUCUGGGUCUGGGCUACAUUGUGUCUUUAGACCUCCCUGAGAAGCUGAUAGAAGCUUCCAGACAUUUGAAGGCUCUUUACAUUGAAGAUGUGUAUUUGGGGUUGUGCAUGCAGCACCUGGACAUCCCUCCGACCGACCCGCCCAGCGGGGCAUACUUCAAUGUGUUUCCUGUGCAAUACACCCGCUGUGCUUACUCCAGACUAGUGGCGACCACAGUUCACGCGGGCACCGAUCGAAUCUGGGUUUGGAAAGACUUUAAAAAGCCGGGACCAUACUGCUGAAAAACAGCUUAAUUUAAAGAGUAAUGUGUUUAAGAAAACCACAGCUGAAUUUUCUCAGCCCUACUUACCUCAUUUAUUCUAUUUUAUUUUAUUUUUUAAAUGAUGUUUUACUUCCUCAUUUCAAACUGUGAUUACAGAAAAUAUGUGUUUACUGCUUCCUUUUGAAUUUGAAGCGUGUUUCCUGUUGCAUUUCUUGCACUUGAAAAUGAAAAUAAAUAUUAUUCCAGACAUCAA
This is a messenger RNA of Stegastes partitus (bicolor damselfish), 1715 nucleotides long. Its product is annotated as beta-1,3-galactosyltransferase 1-like. The coding region runs from base 207 to 1481 and encodes 424 amino acids. The transcript has 2 exons. Gene Ontology annotation, cellular component: Golgi membrane. NCBI's taxonomy places the organism in Eukaryota, Metazoa, Chordata, Actinopteri, Pomacentridae. Gene Ontology annotation, biological process: protein O-linked glycosylation. Gene Ontology annotation, molecular function: N-acetyl-beta-D-glucosaminide beta-(1,3)-galactosyltransferase activity. The record is from RefSeq and is a predicted model, not a curated record.